Cyphomyrmex costatus is the source of this 6109-nucleotide messenger RNA. RefSeq names its product Ubr3 ubiquitin ligase (gene Ubr3). Gene Ontology annotation, molecular function: zinc ion binding; ubiquitin protein ligase activity. The record is from RefSeq and is a predicted model, not a curated record. Gene Ontology annotation, biological process: protein ubiquitination; ubiquitin-dependent protein catabolic process via the N-end rule pathway. Lineage: Eukaryota; Metazoa; Arthropoda; Insecta; Hymenoptera; Formicidae. Bases 1 to 5892 code for a protein of 1963 amino acids. The transcript has 28 exons. Gene Ontology annotation, cellular component: ubiquitin ligase complex; cytoplasm.
AUGGCCUCGACCUCCAGCAGUGCUGUCCAGGUGCUAAUGGGCAAGGGUAAACGCGGAGCAGCGGCCUAUAUCAUCAACCUGGCUAUUGGUCGGGACACCAGUGGUUGCCCGCCGUAUAUCAAUGAGGUGCUGGAUGUCCUGCUGAAUCCAAGCAAACCCAUCGAUGAUUGGGAGACCAUCGAUUGGUGCAAGUGGCUCAUGGCUGGUGGCCGAACACCCGACGAGUUCGCCAGUACAGUACGCACUUACGAUAAUGCUACCACGUGCGGUCUGGUGUGGACACCAAACUUUGUAGCGUAUCGCUGUCGUACGUGCGGCAUAUCUCCCUGUAUGUCUUUAUGUACCGAGUGUUUCAAGAAGGGAAAUCACUAUCAUCACGACUUCAACAUGUUCCUCAGCCAAGCAGGUGGUGCAUGUGAUUGUGGUGAUACAUCUGUGAUGAAAGAGACUGGAUUUUGUGAUAGGCAUGGGCCAAACGCGGCUGUAAAUAAAUCAGUUGCACCGUCUGAUCUGAUGCGCGUAGCCGAGGCAAUGAUGCCUAGAAUUAUUCUUCGACUUAUACAACAUUUACGUGAAAAUUGUAAAAUGGGAGUGCCUGAUCAAAGAAGUGCUAUACAUGAGGCAGACGCAUAUCUGACCAUGUUGCUCGACUUGAACAACAUGGGUGCAUUAAUGAGGCAUGUCAUGACAUCAGCUCUCACGAAUCCGCAAAAGUACCGAGGUCUCAUGGAUCCCUCUGUCUUAACCGGACAAUCGGAAUAUGAUAGCUACUGCCAAGAUAGUAAUAAAAUAUAUCAACAUGCUGUAAAAUCGCUUCCAAAUCCCGAACCUCCAGAUGAAUACAAAGAAUGUGUAUCGCUUCAAGAGCACUUAGAACACACGACUUUCUUAGAAGAACUGAUGUUCUGGACCGUCGCUUAUGAGUUUCCGCAGAAAUUGGUCUGUCUGCUUUUGAACAUGUUGCCGGAUCCCGAUUACAAGGAAGCUUUAACUCGUGCCUUUGUCUUGCACUACAGCAGAAUCUCGAUGAUGCUCGAACGUUCAAUGGAUCCUGAUACAUUGAGCAAUAGAGUUGUGCACGUUAGCGUACAGCUUUUUAGUAACGAGAAACUAGCGUUAAGAAUGGUUGAUCAAUUGAAGUUAUUACAUGUUAUGGUUAUUAGUUUGAAAUACAUGAUGAGCAAAAUACUCAUUCAGAACACUUUGCACGAUCCAGAUAAAAAUUUCCAUUAUGUUGUGGACUGCGGACGUCAAGUGAUGAAAGAGCAUUGUUACUGGCCAUUGGUAUCCGAUUUGAACAAUGUGCUCUCGCAUAAACCAGUCGCUGUUAAAUUCAUGAGCGAUAAUACUCUCUUGGAAAUGUGGUUCGACUUUCUAUCUAUGUUUCAAGGCAUGAAUGUUAAUCAGAGAGAACUAAGUCAGCAUGUCGAAUUUGAGCCCAAUACAUAUUAUGCGGCGUUCAGUGCUGAGCUGGAAGCUAGCGCAUAUCCGAUGUGGGCUCUUGUGUCGCAUCUUCGUGGACCUGAGAGUGCAGCAUUAAGUCGACGAGUGCUUACUUUCUGCCUCACAGCUUUGCAAGAUUGGCUCGAUUCCGUAAAUUAUACAGAUCCGAAUGUGAGUGAUAGUUUGCAAGUGUCGUUUCAUCUACCGCUUCAUCGAUACCUCGCAGUGUUUAUGUGCCAGGCAAUCAGACAGCAGGGAGCAACUCUGCGCGAAUUAUUGCCACCCACAGAUAUGUUGCAUCUUCUCAUGAUGCAUCCAUUGCGUGUUCAGGUGGCUUUCUACGAGAUUUUAAAUGGAUUAUGGGUUCGUAAUGGAUUGCAAAUAAAGGGCCAAGCAAUGACCUAUAUACAGUGUAAUUUUUGCAACUCCAUGGUGGACGCGGAUUUAUAUCUGCUGCAAAUCUGCGCUACAAAAUUAAUGCCAGAUGUCUUUCUGAAAACUGUUAUCGAAAAAUUUCAUGUGCUGGAGUGGAUGAGUUUAUGCCUGUAUCAUGCCCCACAAAAUGAAUACCUUGAGGGCGAACAUGAUACUCCAAUGUUGGAAAGUUGUCUAACAUUUUUGGCUACGUUAGUCAACGUCAGAACAAAUCUUGGUUUAUCGGAUCCCGAAAUGUCUCGUCUUGAAAUGGUGACUUUACUAUGUAUGGGUGAUAAGACACAUAGCCAAUUGAUGGAACUAAUGCCGGAACGCUGUGGAACUACUCAGAAUAGAGACUUUGAAUCUGUUCUAGCUGAUGUAGCGCAAUAUAGAGCUCCAAAUCUCGAGGCAAGUGGCAAUAUGCAACAGGGUAUGUAUGGACCAAAGGCUCGCGUAUGGGAAGAAUUAUUUGAUCCCUUACAUGUACUGUUGAGAGCAGUUCAUAGGAGAGAUUUCCAAGUAUCUAUGGAUCGUUUCACAGAAUACGUAAAGCAAUCGGGCAAGUUGAAAAAUAGUGCAACUCUUUGGCCACCAUUUAGACAACCGGCUCCGGUUUCGUCGGACUAUGACGAUCCUCGUAUAGUCCUACGUUCUAGAGUUUUUCAUGCUAUGAUCUUAAUAAUACUCUAUAAGGCUGUGAAUGGGCGUAACAUAUCAGAACAUGUUAUGGCACUGGCUAUUUAUCUUCUAGAAAUGGCAGUUAUUACUACGGAACCGCCGGAUAAAUCUGGGAGUCCUUUAUGUCAAUACACCGGUGGCACCUUUCACGUAAUAAAGGACAUGGAUUUGGCUGGAUGGUACGAAAGUGACAGUUUGUCUGAAAAUCUGAGAACAACGAUACCUCAAGUGAUUCUAGUCCAAGAGUCGGAGCAUAGCAGCUCAGACAGCGAAUUCGAGUGGGAGAUGAUUCAGGGAGAGAUGAGCGAAGUGGCGACAUCUUUAAUGUUGAAUGACGGUGUGGAUGAUGGCGCGGAGGAAGUUUCUUUGGAACUGUUAGGAUUUUCUGUAGACACCGUUAGAGAUGACAAUGGUGUGUCAAGUGCGAGUGCAUCAUCUUUGCCGGCUUUACUACCGUCAGUCGAGAGUGCUACAUCUCUGCCAGCAUUACCAUCAACAAGUGUGGAAUAUGGUGUAGCAAUUAUACCUGAAGACGGAAUUGUCGCCAUACCAGCUCGUAGUAAUAGUGAGGAUGACUUAACGAUACCUUUGCAACGAGCUUUGCCACCAUCUGGCGAAGAAUCGAUAGCAAUCCAUCUAGCAAUUGAAUCGCCCCCUUCGCCAAAUAAUGAUGUCGGCGGCCAGCCAGCAUUACCACCUGUUCCUCAACGCCCAGCAGUUAUGGCCGGCAAUGAAAUAGUCACAGCACAACCUGUUAAUUAUAGGGCUACAGAAAUUGUUCCAUCCACGUCAAAUUCUUACAAACAUUUUAAGAGAAGAGACAUACAAGGUGGACCAAUGCAACCGCAAUCUGUAAGAGUAGGAGAGAGCAUAAUCUCUUUGCUAUUAAAAUUACAUUCUCAAUUAUCGGGUGUACCAGACAGCUACAACCCCGAACAAAGUGCAAUGUCAGACAAUGAAAUCAGUAGCAGCAGCAGUAGCAGCAGCAUUAGUAGUAGCAGCUCUUUCAUAUCAUUAUUACCUAGUGAAUCGCGAAUCGGUGAUGGACCAUUCUUCAUCUCGCAGCUACUUAGAAAAAUCGCGGAUUUAGAUCCUAUGUGUAAACAAACGAUUAUUGAGACUAGGGAUAAAUUAUGGCCUCGUAUGCAAGAAUGCGAGGAAGAUGAGCAGCGCGAAAAGGAGAAUCGUGAGCGAGAGGAACGACGAAAAAGAGCGAAGGAAAGGCAACAGAAGCUGAUGGCAGAAUUCGCUGAUAAACAAAAACAAUUUAUGGAGAAAGCAAUGGAAACCGAAGACACAGAUACAUCUAGGAUGGACUGGGAUCACGAGGAAAAUGCGACUAAAUUGACUAGUAAAAAGGACUAUGACUGUGUGAUAUGCAAUCAAACCACUCCCAGCAGUGAGGACAAACCGAUGGGACUCGUUGUAUUAGUUCAAGCCACUAGCAUUAUCGGCCACGAACGACAACAAUCGGAUAGGCUAGUUCUUCCCACGUCCGAUGAAGAUCCGCCUAUACCCAAAGGAGAUACUCGAGGUGCCCAUUUUGACCGCAGAAUGGAUGAGAUGAAUCGUUUAUUUGACACAUUGUCUUGGCUGCUCUCGGUUAAUCUAGGGUGGGAAGGUGGUGUUCAUGUGCAAACGUGUGGUCAUCAUCUACACCUCGACUGUUUAAAAUCUUAUCUAGAGUCCCUUCGUAGUCAACAACGGCAGCAAAGUCUAGCGGUGGAACGGGGCGAAUACCUGUGUCCACUGUGCCGACAAUUAGCCAAUUCCGUUUUACCACUGUCGCCGCAAUUGGGUGAAUGCUCGGCGGUGGUACGAUCUCGUCAUGCUUCUACAGCGACUAUACUCGCGGAUCUAAAUACCUUUCUCAAAGAGAUACAACGAAAUCCUGUGUCUUCGAACUUAGCUGUGGCAAUGGGAAAAGCCAUGGAAGAUAUGACGAGUUGCACAUAUCUAAAGUAUAAGCAAAAGAACUGUAAACCUAGUCACCAAAGCUUGUUCCUUUUUGUAACUUCGGUAGCUCGAACUAAUUUUGAGAUUGAACUCGUACAACGCGGCGGUUCGUUGUGCGUUCCAUCACCUGCUACAAUACCUCUGAUGCCUAAACGCGAUUGUAUAGUUGCACUUCUUCAUGUUUUGGCGAUGCAUGCUCGAGUACUGACCACGUGGCCUGUGCAUCAUGUAUGGCAACAACUGUCUGGCAUAUCGCUGAUGGAAGAAUCAACAUCCUCGCUUGCUUUGACACCACAUGAGAGACAGGUUCCUUUGCUUCUACGAGACCCGACCGCUAUGCUCAUUCAAUUCAUACUGCUGUUGCCGUUACAUUUAGAUCAAACAUACUUUUCUAGCGUGGUAAAAGUCCUUUACAAUUUGUUGUACUAUCAAGUAAUACUACAAGUAAGUUGUAACUUCUCACGAGAAGAGCGAAACAUGAUCCUAAAGAAAAGAUGCAGCUGCGCCACUACGCCCUCGGAGACUAUACUGGCCGAGAUUAUUGAGUAUUUCAGCGAAAGUGGACUCUAUCCUGGCACGGACGAUGAUAAACCGUCUACUUCAACAUCUCCCACUUAUGCCAGAGUGAAAUCACACUGCAUCGAGCAGCAAAUUCAGUCCUUAUGCUUGCCGUUUCUACGAGUGGCCGCACUACUGCGUUAUCAUCUGUACGAGCAGCCACUGCCAUUGAUCAGAAUACAGCAGAGCGAGUUUGUGAGAUUAGUGUAUUAUUUGGAGCUAGUCACGGAAGGCAUGAGCUGGGACAGCUUUGAUUCCACGGUAGCGCUAAAUUGGCAGGAACCAGAAGCGGGCGUGUCAGUGCCGCUCUUCUGGUGUGAUCAGUUGAUCGCAUUUCUCGCUAAUUGGCGUGGUCACCAACCGGCUCGGAAUCUGAUAAUGGAACAACAUAUAUCGUGGCAUGUGCCGAAACUGCUUAGUCUUCCAAGGGAAUACGAGAAGAUCUUCACUUAUUAUCACGAGCGACAGUGCAGCAUGUGUCAUUCUGUACCGCAAGAGAUCAGCAUCUGUUUAUUGUGCGGUACUAUCGUCUGCCUCAAACAGAAUUGUUGUAGACAAAUGAAUGUGUUUGAAGCUAUUCAGCAUUCAAUCGACUGUGGCGGUGGGACUGGCAUCUACCUCGUAGUGACUUCAACUUAUAUUAUCGUGAUACGCGGUCGGCGAGCGUGUUUAUGGGGAUCUUUGUAUCUUGAUGACUUUGAAGAAGAAGAUAGAGAUCUAAAACGUGGCAAGCCCUUAUAUCUUAGCCAGGACAGAUAUCAGCUUUUGGAACAACAAUGGCUAGCACACAGAUUCGACCAUACGAAAAAAACAUGGGUAUGGCAUCGCGAUGCUCUGUGACCCAUCACGAUGUUAUCACAUGUCGCUCGUCGCAUCUAAUCUCAGAAUUGAAGAAGACUCUCCUUUCUUUCCUUUCUUCCUCUCUCUAUCUCAUUCCCGCGACUCCUACAAAUUAUUCUCACACAAAAUGCCUCGCCCUUUCGCAAUAAUGCCCACGCUUUAGAGACUAAGGGAGAUAGAUCGUUCUUCAACAGAUAUUAUAUAUUUAUUAUGUAAU